CUGCUGUUGGCUUUCUGACAGUUUCCAGUGUCAUUACCAUGUCAGCCCCUUUCUUUCUGGGGAAAGUUAUUGAUGUUAUUUAUACAAAUCCCAGUGAAGACUUCACUGACAGCCUGACCAGCCUGUGUGCCUUGCUGAGUGGAAUCUUUUUAUGUGGUGCUGCUGCUAAUGCUACUCGUGUCUACCUCAUGCAGACUGCAGGACAAAGAAUUGUGAAACGUUUGAGAACAACCAUGUUCUCCUCUAUUCUGAAGCAAGAAACUGCUUUCUUUGACAAGACCAGAACAGGAGAGCUGAUAAACCGCUUAUCUUCAGAUACAGCCCUCCUGGGCCGUUCCGUGACUGAAAACCUUUCAGAUGGGCUCAGGGCAGGAGCGCAAGCAUCUGUGGGGGUUGGCAUGAUGUUUUUUGUGUCUCCUAGCCUUGCUGCAUUUGUUCUGAGCGUUGUGCCACCCUUGGCUGUCCUGGCUGUGAUUUAUGGAAGAUACUUGCGAAAACUGACUAAAAUGACCCAAGAUUCUCUUGCAGAAGCAACACAGUUAGCUGAAGAGCGUGUUGGAAACAUAAGAACAGUUCGAGCUUUUGGGCAAGAAGUGGCUGAAAUGGAGCAGUAUACAAAUAAAGUCGAUUAUGUGCUACAACUGGCUAAAAAAGAGGCACUAGCCCGGGCAGGCUUCUUUGGAGCAACUGGCCUUUCUGGAAACUUAAUUAUCCUCUCAGUCUUAUACAAAGGAGGAUUACUGAUGGGCAGUGCCUACAUGACAGUUGGUGAACUCUCAUCUUUCCUAAUGUAUGCUUUCUGGGUUGGAAUAAGCAUUGGAGGUCUAAGUUCCUUUUAUUCUGAGCUAAUGAAAGGACUAGGUGCUGGUGGACGUCUAUGGGAACUUAUUGAAAGGAAGCCCCAACUUCCAUUUAAUGAGGGAAUCACAUUAGGCAAAGACACAUUCAGAGGUGCUUUGGAAUUCAAGGACGUUGAGUUUGCAUAUCCAACACGUCCAGAAACAUCCAUUUUCAAAGAUUUUAGCCUUUCCAUUCCAGCUGGCUCUGUUAUGGCUCUAGUUGGCCCAAGUGGUACAGGGAAAUCAACUAUUGUAUCCCUUCUACUGAGGCUGUAUGAUCCUAUCUCAGGUACUAUCACCGUUGAUGGCUUCGAUAUCCGUCAGUUAAAUCCACUGUGGUUCAGGACAAAGAUUGGAACAGUGAGUCAGGAACCAAUUCUGUUCUCCUGUUCUAUUGCUGAAAAUAUUGCCUAUGGUGCAGAGGAUCCUUCUACUGUGACUGCAGAGGAGAUUCAGAAAGUUGCUGAAAUAGCUAAUGCUGCUAGCUUCAUCAGAGAUUUUCCAAAAGGGUUUGACACUGUAGUUGGAGAAAAAGGCAUUUUGCUUUCAGGUGGACAGAAGCAACGAAUUGCAAUUGCUCGAGCUCUGCUCAAGAAUCCUAAAAUUCUUCUGUUAGAUGAAGCAACAAGUGCUUUGGAUGCUGAAAAUGAGUAUCUAGUGCAAGAAGCUCUGGACCGGCUGAUGGAAGGGAGGACAGUCCUAAUUAUUGCUCAUCGUCUGUCCACUAUUCAGAAUGCUGAUUUUGUUGCAGUCCUUGGACAGGGUAAAAUUCUUGAAUGUGGAAAACAUGAGGAACUACUUGCAAAUCCAAAUGGACUUUUCAGGAAACUAAUGCAGAAACAAGCUUUUCUUCAGAGUAGUGAUACUUUUGCAUUAGAUUUACAAUCUAGAGAAAAGGAUGUAUUAAAAGAAAAUGUAUGAGAGAAUGUAUGAAUAAUGGAAGCUUACAAACUACAAAGAAUAUAACUUAUGUUUCAGUUAUAUAAAGUAAAUGUUAUAUUUUUCCAAAGUGUACAAAAUAUUCUUUUGAAACUUAAAUGUGUUUAAACUUUUUAUUGAAAGCUUUUUAAUAAUUAUUGCCACUUUUAAAAACAUCUAUCACAUGGAGAUAAUUUCAAUGUAUAGAUUUUUCUGCUUUGUGUUAUUGAGACCAUUUAGAAUCUUGUUUGCUGUAAUGCACUGUAUGAUGAUUUGCUGCAUUCUCAAGUAAGUUCAGUCUUUUAAGGGUAAUUAAAUGACAAUCUUACCAUUUUCAUAUCAUUGUCUCUGCCCUUUUCAAGGAACUUUUGCUUGCUGUGCUUGUCAGUAGUCUUAAAAUGCUGGAAUUCAAAAAUGUGUGACACUAAUGUACUCUUGAGAGUUCUGUCUGACUUCACUGUCCUCUCAGUUACCUUUUGUUCUGAAAUCUGAAAGUUGAUUAUGAUCACCAUCUACAGUUACUGUAGAGAAUUACCUAUGAGAACACAUUUUCGAGAGUAUGGAAUCAUGAGUUGGAGGAAGAUUUAAAAAAAAAAAAAAACCACAAGCAAACAGAAGCCACACAAAACAGCUCAACCAAACAAAAAUCUGAGUUUACAUAAGGACAAAGGAAGCAUAUUGGUAUAUUAAGUCAGCACAGGAAAAUCUAAAAUUUGCAUGCAUUUUCUUCCCUUCUCUAUUUUCCCAGGUCUUUAGUUUCAUUUCCUUUGUAAGGUGACGUCCGAAAGAACAUGCUCUUAUAUAUGUAAGGUUUUCUCCUUCUUUAAGGCAUAUGUAAGUUCUUUUUAUUGUGACUUAAAAUUUCAUCUAUAGAAAUUCCUGGUUUUGCCAAAUUACCUUAUUAGGGACAACUAGUAAACCACCUUCACAAGGACAACUAUUAAAAUAAUAGUAUUACAUUCAUUUGAAUAACUGCAGGAGGAUACAUUUGGCAGUAAAGAGUAAGCUUCAUGUUUCUAAUUUAAGAAUCUCUUCCAAUAGAAUCUCUAAACUUUCUGAAGAUGCAAAACCCCACAAGAUAUAACUUUAAAAAGGUAGAAACUUUCCAGGUCACAUUAAAACUCAUCUAUGCUAGAAAAACUUGCUGCUGGAAAACUUUAUUAGCGAUAGAUGACCUACCUAGUGCUGAGCAAGCUUAAAAUGUGCCAUUAAUGGCCCUUUGUGGAACAUAGUGAAAACACUAAAGAGAUCCCUGUGCUAGGGAAGGAAAAUAAAACUACAUCCAGACGUAAUUUUAUCUUCUGAUACAGUUUUACUAGAAGCAGAUACUGUACUAAAAAUACGCCAAAAAUACCACUGACCCAAUGUUUAAUUUCCCUGUUGACUACCAAUUAUUGUCUUUGUAAUGUGUUUAG
Molecule: messenger RNA, 3172 nt
Organism: Athene cunicularia (burrowing owl)
Lineage: Eukaryota; Metazoa; Chordata; Aves; Strigiformes; Strigidae
Gene: ABCB10
Product: ATP binding cassette subfamily B member 10
Exons: 12
Coding region: 39-1760 (573 amino acids)
Biological process (GO): transmembrane transport
Cellular component (GO): membrane
Molecular function (GO): ATP binding; ABC-type oligopeptide transporter activity; ATP hydrolysis activity
Source: RefSeq, a predicted model, not a curated record